AUGGAGGCCCCAGUGGAGAAGAACCAGCAGCAUCAGGUCGCAUGCUUUAGUUGUCGCGCCUCUAGACAAAAAUGCGACCGUCAAGACCCCUGUUCUCGCUGUGUUUCCCAUGAUCGCGCUUGCAAAUACCCUGCUCGAUCUAAUCGCGGUCGAAAGCAUGGAAGUACAAACAAGCCUGACAGUGUAGAGAAGCUCCUUUCACGCAUCGAAGAAAGCGGUGCAAAAGACGAAAUUAUCGCUGCUCUUCUUGGAGCAGGUCUUCCAAGCCCGAACAAGACUGUCUCCGUGAGAGGAACGCCGUGGACGCAAGCACAGUCUUCAUCUGAUAGUCGCGCCACGUCUCAACCUGCUCAACCAGAUUCACCGCCUGAAGAUGAUAGCUACGACCACCCUGAAGACCUGAUCUCACCGCUUAGUAUUGUCACGACUGCUAUCGCAACAAACACGUCUGCUCAGUGUGAGAGACUGCGAUCCCAGAUGCCGAUGCAGCCUGGCGUUAGGGAAGCCAUCAUGGCGCCUAUAAAGGAACGACUUGGUGCUUAUUUCUCAUCACAUAGAGCGCAACAAAAAGAUUGGGAUGUUUUAGCCGCUCAGUCAGUUGACUGCCCUUUCAAGUUAGAAAAGGCCACUUGUGAUCCGCUUGCUUCUCGAUUGAUCGAGGAUAGUGAUGCGACUGUAUACUUUCAACUGCAAGUUUUUCUCUACUCGCAACCCACUAGCCUCCUCGACGCCACAUUACACACAGUCGACUAUGUCUACGCGAAUUCAUUCACCCUUUUCUCCGUUAUCUGCGCACUUGGAUGCGCCAUGUCAGCUCGCCCUCGCGAUCGAGCGAUAUACCCUGUUCUGGUACACCUAGCCAAUGGAAACGUCAAGUGGUCCAUUGCUGCCGCGGUGAAGUCUCUUGCAACUAUACAAGCCAUCGUCAACAUGCAAUACUGGACACCUGUGUCCCCAACACAAGUAGACGAUACCUCAUCUAUAUCCCUUAGUUAUGCCAUGCAACUGGCCAGAGAGAUGGGAAUCAGCAAAUCAGAUGUCAUAAGAGAAUAUGUCAACGCAGAAUGCGAGAAUUCAUCCCCUGAAAACAUAGGACGAUAUAUCCGCAACUACGAAAGGACGUGGCUUCGUACUCUUAUCUCAGACAAAGGAUUCGGCAUCAUGAAUGGGAAGCUACAUUCUGUCAACUGGAAAGAAAUUCCCAGUUCCGCAACACAAUGGUGGAAGGCUCCGUUGGCUGAACCGACGGACCGUAUGCUGAGUGGAAUUAUUGAAAGCAGAAGACUAUUGCUAAGUCAAGUAGACAAACGAAAACAACCAAAUUCGACCACGUCCUCCAUUGUGGAAUGGCACAAUGAGUCCUACGACGCUCUAACACGCCUACGCAACGACCGUUGCAUACCAGACGACUCACCAUCUGGAAAAUUACUCCCUGUUCUGGCAUUUUACAUGGACCACAGUAUCCUAGUCCUCAAUGCCCAAGCCCUCCGGGACAUUACUGCCGCAGAUGAUAACUCUUCCCCUUCUUCAUCAAAAGCUCUUCUAAAAAUCGAGAAAGAGUCGAUCGAGGUAGCAAGUCGCGUUAUGGACCUGUUGACUUCGGAUAAAACGAUUAUUGAGCUUGCCCUUGGCUUCCAAAACAACCAGUAUCUCAUGAUUUGUCACGUCAUGAGCGAGGUUUUACGCGCUAUCAAAAGAGGCGCCCUCACGCCUGAAGAGAAAUCUACUGCUGCAGGGAAAGUCAUCGGCGUUAUUCCUCUGCUCGAUCAAAUCGUGCAACUCCUUCCCGCUACUUCAGCAGCACAUCUCUACUUUGAUCUCGCCCGCUUCUUCGCGUGUCAAAUUGACUCGUUGAUGGGUGCACCCGAUUUGCAGGAGAUGCAAGAGACUAUUGAUACAGGAAUGUUUACGGACGACUGGUUCAAGGCCAUGGAUACAGGAAUGCCAGAUGCCUAUACGCUUUUGGAUAUGGGAUAUCUUGGGAUGGAUCAACCGAUGAUGGAUACUGAUUACUUCAUGAAGUUGGAUGAUGUGAAUAGUGUUGGUUAG
Molecule: messenger RNA, 2049 nt
Organism: Fusarium venenatum
Lineage: Eukaryota; Fungi; Ascomycota; Sordariomycetes; Hypocreales; Nectriaceae
Source: RefSeq, a predicted model, not a curated record